CGCCUUUCAGAACCGUUGCCAGGGAACGGGCCCGGCAGGGGAGACUCCCCAGAGGAAAUUCCGCCUGCUGCGGGACCCCCUGGACCCACCGGAAGGCAGGCAAGGGACACUGUACACUCUGGUGUGUGGUUUUCCCACGGGCCCAUCCCCACCGCUCCGGCUGCCCUCUUCCGGCUCCUGCAGGCAAAGCCUGUGCCAGGCUUUCUCUGGUGGGGCCUGGCACCGACGGCUGGGAGCCCACCGGGUACGGCAGAGAUGGGGAACAGCAGGAGCCGUGCGGAGCCGGAGCGCUGCCCCCAGUUCCUUCCCGAGGAGCAGGCGGAGGUCGACUCGCUGUUCGAUGCCCUGUCGUCGGGCGAGGACAGCUCUGAGCCCUCGUCCAGGUCCUUCUCACUGCGGGCGCUGAAGAACCACAUUGGGGAAGCCCUUCCUCCAGAGAUGGUCACCAGACUGUACGACGGCAUGCAGAGAGUCAACCCGACGCGGAGCGCACAUGGGCCCAGCCAGGGCGUCUCUCAGGAGCAGUUCACGGUGUCCAUGUCCCACCUGCUGAAAGGCAACUCUGAGGAGAAGAGUCUCAUGAUUCUGAAGAUGAUUUCUGCCAAGGAAGGUCCCGUGACAGUCAGAGAACUCCAGCAGUUUACAGAGGAUCUGGUUGGCUCUGUGGAGCACGUGCUGGCCCAUAGGCAGGAGCUGAGGGGCUGGACCCGGAAGAAGGCCCCCGGGGCCCCCACCAGGGUGCAGGCGCUGGCUGCUCACCUGCUGUCUGAGAUGAAGCUUCCAGAUGGCAGCAGGCUGCUGGGGGCUCACUGGCUGGACGGUGCCUGUGACCGAGCCGCGAUCGAGGACUGGGUGUUCAGGGUUCCCCACGUGGCCACGUUCCUGAGGGUGGUCAUCCACCAAGGCUUCCUGGUCCUGUGUUCGUCCCUCGAUCUGGCCACGCUGGUGCCCGAGUGCCAGGUGGGCCACGGGCGGGAGUUGGAGAGCAUUCUGGACGUGCUCGCGGUCAUCUUCCUCAACUCCUGCCUGGCCCAGGGGCAGCGGCACCGCUGGCGCCUGCUCUUCUCCUCGCAGCUCCACGGGCAGAGCUUCUCGCAGCUCUGCGGGCACAUCACGCACCAGGGGCCCUGCCUGACGCUCCUCGAGGACCAGGACGGACACGUGUUCGGUGGCUUUGCCUCCUGCUCCUGGGAGGUCAAGCCGCAGUUCCAAGGGGAUGACCGGUGCUUCCUGUUCUCCAUCUCCCCCAGCAUGGCCGUGUACGAGCACACGGGCUACAAUGACCACUUCAUGUACUUGAACUGCGGGCAGCAGACCAUCCCCAAUGGACUGAUGCUGACUUCGGGAAGGGACACAGCAAGGCCAAGCCCACGUGCACCACCUACAACAGCCCGCAGCUGUCCGCCAAGGAGAACUUCCUGUUUGACAAGAUGGAGGUGUGGGCCGUGGGAGACCCCUCGGAGUCGCAGCUGGUCCAGGGCAAAAAGAGCAUCCUCGACAUUGACCUGGAGGCCAAGGCCCUGCUGGAGAUCAGUGGGCGGACUCGCCACAGCGAAGGGAUCCGGGAGGCCCAGGUCACCACCAGUGAGGAGGACGCCUAGGCAGCGGGGCUUCCAGAGCUUGGACGCAGACGUCCCUGGGCACAGCGCGCUUGGCCUUCCCCGGGUGGAGCGCGGGGGCCUCGGACCUGCCUGCCCACGCUGGCCCAACUCCGUGGAGCCACGCGGCUCGCCUGGACUCCCUGGACGGGCUUCAGCAGAACACCCUGUGCCAAGACGAUCCCUCUGCUGCCACGGAUGGAUCCGGGAGGUCAUCUCCUGGAAAUCCCAAGUGUCGGAUCAGCAAGUCAAUCCUAGGCUUUGUUCACGUCUCAUCAAUGAAAUCCCAAGACACAGACAUUUGGAACUCCGCUGGAACUGGGGAUUAUGGGGAUGUGACUUCUUGUCAUGCUGGAGUUCCACCGCUGGCCACCUGGCCUCUGCUCAGGCCAUCCUGAUUAGUGCCUUGAUCGUCCACUUGACUGGUAAAGGACGGACGUUUGGACGAGAAUCUUGGUGUUUGUGGGAACAGCUUCCUCUGGCGUGGAAUUCGUGCUUCUAUACGAAGAGCCUGCUGUGGGGAGGUGGCUGGAGUGUAGGGGACGCGCCCCUCGGUGGCGGGACCUCGCUUGUGUCAGGGCUCUGCCUCUGGCUUUCCCGCACAGACCUGCACAGUGAGCGAUGGGAAAAGCAGGGGUUCGCAGAGACGCCAGGUGGUGGCUCUGUUGCUAACCCACAUGUGGGCCACCCUUGGGGUCCUGAGGCUGGAGCCACCCGUAAGUCAGUGGCGAGUGACACCCCGGGCUGCUGGGUUGAGGCCUCCAGGCACCGGCCGUGUCCCAGCCCCAGUGUCACCCCUGGUGGGGCGCUGCCCCGGGGGAUGGUGGGGCGCUGCCCCGGGGGAUGGUGGGGCGCUGCAGGCUGGCCUUACGCCCCGGUGUGCUCCGUGCUGUGGAUGACGAGGGUGGGCACAGCUGCCUCUCCUACCCUCCGACGGGGGCUGCAGAGCUGCACGGGGGUGAGCGGGUGCUGCUGAGGCCCCUCCUCCUAACAGCAGCCAUGAGCUCCGAGCGCCCCAGGGACGGUCCCCUUUGUGUCUGGCAGGGUUCAGGAGCUGCGGCCCUUUGGUACAUAGCCUGCCUGGAUUAAAAGCCAUACUGAACUGAGCUGUUUGCACUUCACGGAUUCCCUGUUCUCCCAGGGGCUGUGGGCCUUCCGCUGAAUCCCACCCUGAGGCGGAGGCCUCGUCGAUCAGUGCAGAGGGUGCAGCGUGACCCACAGGGACUCGCUCCCCGUCGUCCUCUUCCUAAGGAGCCAGUUUUCAGUGGCUUGUGGGGCAUUCCCUGGUCUUCCUGAGAGGACAGUCCCUACCACGGAUCCCAAGAGCUAGGUCCCCAGUGGUCACUUUGUUUUGGAUUUUUAAAAAAUGCACAGUUAACUACGUCAGCAGGUCUACAGGGGUGCGCCUCGACACACGUCACUGCUGGGGCCGCCACGCCGCGCACCCCUUGCUUCUUGACCUUGUGCCUGUCC
Sciurus carolinensis (gray squirrel) is the source of this 3071-nucleotide messenger RNA. RefSeq names its product MTOR associated protein, eak-7 homolog (gene Meak7). The coding region runs from base 256 to 2574 and encodes 772 amino acids. The record is from RefSeq and is a predicted model, not a curated record. The transcript has 9 exons. NCBI's taxonomy places the organism in Eukaryota, Metazoa, Chordata, Mammalia, Rodentia, Sciuridae. Gene Ontology annotation, biological process: TOR signaling.